AUGGCUGAAAACUACGCUCUCAUAUCAGAAAGUGGCACCAUGUAUAAGCAAACGGACUCUUUAAAGGACAUCAAAGACGUGUCACAGAAUUUAAUGAGUGGUGACUUCGAGAGACAGUAUAGGAACAGAACAGUGCAGGAAGGUGGGAAGAGGCGGCAGGCAUGCUGUGUGACAUUCGCGGUGACUCUAACGGUGGUGGUCAUAGCACUCUCCGCCCUUACCGUCGCAAGGGAAAUACACAUCAGACGUCUUUGUAAAGAGGUGGAGGAGCUGUCCGCUCAUAUAGUGGCCGUAGAAGCGAACGUGAACGCCCUGAAUCAAAAGAUUUCAAACAACAGACUCUUCAACGAGUUCAAAACUCUCGAUACGAUUUACACGGACGAUGACCAAGAGGAGGCCAAAGACUCAGAUAAGGACAAACAAGAUUACGGUAUACUCGAAAAAUUGCACAACCUUACCAUCCUGGAGGACGACUCCAUGCCCGACGAUGACCUGUCCGACGACGACGACUUAUUCGACGAAAGCGGAGACUAUUAUCAGGAUUACGAUCGACGGAGAGAGAACGCUAAACCUGGAUCUACGAACAUGGUGCUGCUGGACCCUGAGGACUUCACGGACCCCAUAGUGAAAUUUAAUCAGGAAGACAAGUCAGCUCUGUCAAAGAUAAGAAAGAUUCAACGUAUGCUCAACGAGAAUCCAGAAAAUCCAGACAUAGCACUUGCAGCAGCUCCUUCAAUGACGAACUUGGCCUCAAGCAACGAGCGUGAAAAACGCAGCGUUUUUCCUGAUACACCGAUCGAAAUGGUAGAACCCCCAGCGUUUACCGUAGCUGAUAAACUUGAGGAAAGAAGAAAAAGCAAGAAAUACUUGCCACCGCCUGUUGUACCAGCACCGCUAUCGAACAUUGGACUGCACACUGUCACGAGAACAGUUAGGAAUAGCGACAGUGACAAGCCGUUCAUUGCCGCUCAUUUUCACGGGAACACGUCGCAUCUUAAUCCUGAAAUACACGAGCACUACAAAGGUAACGGUCUAGUGCGCGUGUCACACGACCAGCCGCACAACGUGUGGUAUCCAUCGACUUGGACCAUAAACGCUCCACACCCGCGUCCCACAUUGACGCGCGGCGGACAUGUGCACGUCCAUCACUCCGGUGUUUACCUCGUCUAUGUUCAGAUAUACUACUUGGACAGCCAUGACGUCAUAGCGUGGGUGUUACACCGGACUAACCCUGACAUCGAGGGAAGACAGACGUUACUUCAGUGCGCGCAGUCCUCCCAUUCAUCAGAAAGACUGGACAAGCCAAACUCAUGCUUCUCAGCAUCUGCAUUAUAUCUAAAAGCAGGCGAUAAACUCGCCGUGAGGAAUACCGGUGGGGACAGACAUUCGCUGAUGGAACCAGAGAAGAGUUUCAUUGGGCUCGUUAAAUUGGGUGAUGCCAUGGAGUUUGAAGAAGAGUUGUAG
Molecule: messenger RNA, 1464 nt
Organism: Diatraea saccharalis (sugarcane borer)
Lineage: Eukaryota; Metazoa; Arthropoda; Insecta; Lepidoptera; Crambidae
Source: the annotation of a GenBank genome assembly